AUGGCCCUUAAAACUGAGAUACAGGUAAAGUUCUUGAAAUCAGAGAAAGCACAGAGUGAAGCCUCCCUUCAGCAGCUGCAGAACCUGGGCAGGACACCUUUGCUGUCACUGCCCUCUGAGCUGGUUGAACCUGGACAUCCAGAUGCAAUUUCAGUUGUGAUCACCAUCACGAUAAAACUAGCAAGAUUAAUUUAUCACCCAGCAGACAAAGCUCCCACAGAGGGUGACAAGCACCAAACGCACCAGUCGCACGUUCCACCCGGGCGAAGCAGGGCUACCGCCGCAUUUCCAGCGCGGCUGAGCUGUCCCUUUCACGCAGAGCCAGGGACCGCGGCGUGGGAGAGUCACGCCUGUGCCACCGGGGCUCGCUCACGGGCGCCCGCGGAAAUAGGGAACGACACGCUAAGGACCGACUGCCCGGCCCCGCGGCGGCGCCGGGCCCAGGCCUCGGGGGAGGCGGCCGGGGGAAUACCUGAGGCACAGCACCGGGGGAGGGGGAACUGUACCGUGCCCCCGGGCGCUGACGGGGCGCCCCCGCGCCGGACCCCGCCGCCCUCACAGCCCUCCCCGGGGGUCCGGCAGCGCCCGCCCCCGCCGCAGCGGGACGGUCCACCGCGCAGGGAAACCGCUGCCCUCGCCCCACAGCAGCUCAACGGGCAACCGACGAACCACGCGCCCGCUCCCGACGGCGCCCGGUUCGGCUCGGUUCGGCUCACCUCACCUCAGUGCCUGCCGCCGCUCCUCCACAGGCGGGCGGGCCGGUCGGCCUGGGGGGAAGGCAGCGCCGCCGCCUCGCCCCCUUCCUCCUCCCGCUCCCCCGGGUUCGGCUGCUCCCGGCACAGGCUGCGGCCCGACUGCGGCGCGAGCGGUCAGGUGACUCCCAACAACAUUACACCCCCCCGCCAACCCCCCCCCCCCUCCCCGCGCGCACACACCCCGCCCGCCGAUUGGACGCGGCGCACCCCGCCGACGCGCAGCCGCCCACACCGACGGCUCAGCGCGCAUGCGCGCUGCCACCUGCCCCCGUCGCCGCCCCCCCCCCGCCGGCAGGAGCUCCCCGCGGCAGCGCCGGGCCCCGCCGCCCGCCUCCGGCACCGCCGGCAGCCUGCCCCGCCCGCAGGGGGGGCUCGCGAAGGCGCGGUGGGCGCAGGGGCUGACUCGGGCGCUGGGCGGGCCCUUCGCCGCCGCUCUGAGGGGAGCGGGCUUCGCGGGCGGGAAGCCGUAGAUGCUCCGCAGCCCGGCUGUCAUCGCCUCCUCUGUCUUCUGAGGGGAGACCUGACGGGACGGGACGGGCUUCUUGUGUUUUACUAG
Molecule: messenger RNA, 1311 nt
Organism: Phalacrocorax carbo (great cormorant)
Lineage: Eukaryota; Metazoa; Chordata; Aves; Suliformes; Phalacrocoracidae
Source: RefSeq, a predicted model, not a curated record